ACAGAUAUGACAGAAUCCUCUGGAAAGAUCCAGAAGAGACCCCCAAAGUGAUCCUUCUUGUGGCCGCCGGCCGUACUCCGGUCAGGUGUAUCCGGUCAAACGCACCUUACCGGGAUCGUCCCACCGGCGAUUUCUCUCCAGGUUUAGCGUAUUCGUGCUUCAGAUCACUCCCCUACUGAUUCUUACGUUAUGCUGCCUGUUGCACAUCGCCAUGCGGAUCAUCUUCGUCCCGAGAUUUUGGAGAACAAAUUAGCGUCUCAGAGAGAAGAAAUAGAGCAGCUUGUUGCAGAUAACCACCAACUGGCAUCUACUCAUGUGGCCUUGAAGCAAGAUCUCGCCGCGGCUCUGGAAGAAAUCGAGAGAAUCAAAGAGCAUAUUAGGAGCAUUCGGACGGAAAGCGAUAUCCAGAUUCGGCUCAUUUCGGACAAGAUGGCGAAAAAGGAAGGGGACAUUCAAGCUUCUGAGAGAGUCCGGAAGGAGCUGCAACAGUCUAUUAACGAGGCGAAACAGUUGGCCACCACUAUUCGCGAGCUGAGUGCUAAAAUUACCCAUGCUACUGGAGAAUUGGAGAAAGCUCGCUCUGAGGUGAAGAAUUUGCCACAAAUGCAAGCUGCACUUGACAAAUUGCAGAAAGAGCACCAAAAAUUACGCAAGACAUUUGAGUAUGAGAAGGGUCUAAACAUAGCACAAGUUGAAGAAAUGAAACUCAUGGAGCUCGACCUGGUUGGCAAGUCAAGUGAAUUGGAAAGAUUACAGGCUGAGUUGUCAAAUGCUGAGAGGAAAGUUCAACAAGCAAAUGAGGCAUACAGUCAACAUUUAACGCACCAAAUUCAUCCUCCGAUGCAUAAUGCCAUGAGCUUUCCGGAUGGUUUUGGAAGGCCUACAGGAGAAGGGUCAAUUCCCUAUGGAACUGCUCAUGCUGGACCUGGACUUGGAAGUGCAAACUUUGCCUGGCAACAAGGACCUUAUUAGGCUUCUUCACAUGGUAGGUUGUAAAUUGCAUUUCCCUUUAGACCCGGGUUCCUUUACUAACUACUGAAAAAAGUACUGGUGGCAGUAAUUUACGUUUACCAUGUGAAUUCCAUCCCUUGUGCUUCUGUUAGCCUUAUAGGAACCCAAACUCUUAUCAUUAUGUUCUGGCCAUUUCCUUAUAAUGUAGGGCAUGGUUACUUGAAUUAUAUCCCAAUCUAUGGAUUAGCAUUUUGUAGGGUUGUUUCAGUUGCUUGGUUUAUACCCCUAACAGUCCUCAUUAGUCCUGCUUAUGGUGCGUU
This is a messenger RNA of Cuscuta campestris, 1271 nucleotides long. The record is from the annotation of a GenBank genome assembly. NCBI's taxonomy places the organism in Eukaryota, Viridiplantae, Streptophyta, Magnoliopsida, Solanales, Convolvulaceae.